GAACCUGAGGUGGAAACUUUUGUUUAUCAUUCAUUGUCAUUCACUGUUGUUAGCUCCAUUCAUUUUGCGUUUGUGUCUCUCAUUGAUCAUAUCAUCACAUUCCAUCUAUCAUCCCGUCUCUUCCAUGUCUAUCUUCCAUUUCAUCUUCCAUCUUUCAUGUUCCAUCUCUUCUAUUUUACCAUCUUCAUCUUCUAUCUUCUAUCUUCUAUCUUCUAUCUUCUAUCUUCUAUCUUCUAUCUUCUAUCUUCUAUCUUCUAUCUUCUAUCUUCUAUCUUCUAUCUUCUAUCUUCUAUCUUCUAUCUUCUAUCUUCUAUCUUCUAUCUUCUGUCUCUUCCUUCAUGCUCAUUGUGACCAUCGUGCCUUUUUCUUGCCUCCCGUUCUGCUCUUGUCAUGCUCGACCUGGUUGGUCGGUGUCCACGAUGCUUACCUUCAUCGUUACCACAGCGCAUGGCUCACGGGUAGCAGCAGCAACAGCAGCAGCAAGUUGCCUACCGUCCUGCAAACCCAGCUUCACCCUGUUUGUCAACGGCCUGCGGAAGUUUGCGACAGGCGCAUGGUUCAUGAUUCAUGGUUCAUGGUCUAUACGCGUCGCAUGCGUUAUUCGCAGUAUGUAGCUGAUCCGGCCGGCUCUGAAGCGUCGUCUCGCCAUCCAUGCUGCUUUAUCUAAACAUGCUUCCGCUCACGCUCCGUCAAGACUCUUUUCCACAAUCUGUCUUCCAUUACAACCAGUCUGCGCCUUACUGCCUCUC
Molecule: messenger RNA, 749 nt
Organism: Pseudovirgaria hyperparasitica
Lineage: Eukaryota; Fungi; Ascomycota; Dothideomycetes; Acrospermales; Acrospermaceae
Exons: 2
Coding region: 125-667 (180 amino acids)
Source: RefSeq, a predicted model, not a curated record